Molecule: messenger RNA, 153 nt
Organism: Dentiscutata erythropus
Lineage: Eukaryota; Fungi; Glomeromycota; Glomeromycetes; Diversisporales; Gigasporaceae
Source: the annotation of a GenBank genome assembly
GGUUCAAACUCUAAAAUAUAUAAAAAAGAUUGCCUUUUAGCAAACCACAGAUUUUUUUUGACUUCGCCUCGACUUGGUGAUUUAUAUAUUGAUGGCAAAGUUUGUGAUUCUUCAAUUAUGAAAACUUGUUCAAAUCAUGUUGACUCUGAAUAG